Molecule: messenger RNA, 1393 nt
Organism: Triticum urartu
Lineage: Eukaryota; Viridiplantae; Streptophyta; Magnoliopsida; Poales; Poaceae
Source: RefSeq, a predicted model, not a curated record
AUGUUCAAGCAAGACUGGAGGAACUAUGGUGUAACUGUGAUGUGUGACUCAUGGACAGGGCCUACUGAGUUUAUCUAUAGAGAGAUCAGAAAGGUCGUUGUGGAAGAGAUAGGUUCUGAGAAUGUUGUUCAAAUCGUAACUGAUAAUGGGUCAAAUUACAAGAAAGCAUGUAAAACUCUGGCAGAACAACCAGAGUUUAGUCAUAUUGUUUGGCAGCCAUGUGCUGCCCACACUGUUAACCUCAUGCUUAAGGAUGUUGCUAAGUUUUGUGAGAUUGACGUGAUAGUUAAAAGUGCUAAGCAAAUCUGUAGAUUUUUCUACAAUCACAAUAACCUACAUGAUAGCAUGAAAAAGAACAUUGGUGGUGAACUCAUAAAACCGAAUGCGACCCGGUUUGGAACGGUGUUCAUGUUCUUGGAGAGUUUCCAUUGUAAGAAAGAUGAGUUUAGGAAAUGGAUGGUGUCCGAUGAUUGGAAGGGAAGUACUUGGAACGGUGUUGCUGAUUAUGUGUUCGCUGAAGAGCUGCUAUCUAGUAAUAUGUGGUGGGCAACUUUAGACUGGGUUCUUGCUGUGCUAGAGCCACUCUACAAAGCCCUUAGAUAUGCUGAUACACAAAAGAGAUGCACCCUAUCUAGAUUCAAGAAGAGUAUGAUGACAGCAAUACAAAAGUUGGAAAGUCAUCUUGGUGGUGGAUCACAAAUGUUUCAUAGAGUCAUGAGCAAGGUGUCCAAGAGGAUCGAUGCUAUGCAAGAAGGCACACUAUUGGUUGCAGGUAGUUACAAAACUAACUAAAUUUGUAUUAUGACGCUCUCUUUUUAUGGUUUUAACUUAUUUUGUUCUCCCUUUUCCUAUGCAGCUGUUGUCCUUGAUCCUUACACACAUUAUCAGAUCAACAUGUGCAAGAUGAUGGACUAUGCUCUUGCACUAACAGAUGUCAUUGAGAAGAUCGCAGACCCCGAGACCGCUGUUUUGGCUAUUGAUGAAGUCAGCACUUAUAGGGAAUGUCAUGGGAGGUUUGGCUCAAGGUUGGCACGUUCCUAUGUAGAGAAAAUGUCACCAAGUAAGUUCCAAUUACCCCACUUGUAAUACUCUAUUACCCCAGUUUUUCAACUCAGAUCAUCUCACUAUGUUAAUUUUGUUUUAACUUGGCAGCUGAGUGGUGGUUCCAAUUUGGAGGGGAAGUUCCUAAUCUGCAGAAGUGUGCCUUGAGGAUUGUAUCACAAUGCGUUUUGUCAAGUGGCUGUGAGAGGAAUUGGAGCGCUUUUGCUUUGGUCCACACGAAGCAAAGAAACUGUCUUCUAUAUGGCAAGCUGCACAAGCUUGUAUCUGUGCGCUACAACUUGAAGGUAUGAAAUGUGUUUUGCCCAUAUGCCAUUAUUCACCCAUAUGCCAU